This is a messenger RNA of Cooperia oncophora, 693 nucleotides long. Lineage: Eukaryota; Metazoa; Nematoda; Chromadorea; Rhabditida; Trichostrongylidae. The record is from the annotation of a GenBank genome assembly.
AUGGAAAACCAUGUGACAUUGACAGAGACUUCGCUAUCAUCUCUGAUCCAACUUUUGGCAAUUGCUUUACCUUUCAAUCACAAUCGCUCGGAUUUCAAGAGCAGUCUGAGAGCAGGACCGAUGCAUGGUUUACGUGUGAUGCUAUUCGUCAACGCGUCGGACUACUUACCAACAUCUGAAGCAGUUGGUGUUCGUCUCACCAUCCACGACAAGAACGAGUUUCCUUUCCCGGAUACGUUCGGCUACAGUGCACCUACCGGCUACAUCUCUUCCUUUGGAAUGCGAAUGAAGAAAAUGUCCCGUCUCCCGGCGCCGUAUGGGGACUGUAUUGCUGAAGGAGCGACAUCGGAUUACAUUUACAGAGACUAUGCUUACUCUACAGAGGGAUGUUACCGCACGUGCUUUCAAAGGCUGAUUAUCGAUAGGUGCGGUUGCGGUGAUCCGCGGUUUCCGUCGAUCGGCGAUCAUAAACUCUGUGAGGUGUUCAACAAGGAGCACAGAGCAUGUCUUGAGCAGAGCACUCAAGAACUCGGUGAUAUCCAUGGAUCGUUCAAGUGCAGAUGUCAGCAACCAUGUAACCAAACGAUCUACACUAUGUCAUACUCGGAAGCGAUAUGGCCAAGUCAGUCGCUUAAUAUUACGCUGGGAACGUGCGAGGAAGAACCGGAAGUGUGCAACGAACAGUAUCAGUGA